GACAUCGAGGAGUUGCGCUUAAUACUUUAUAAACCUCCCCCGCUCGGCGGCCCGGCACUGUGCAAAAGACGACUGUUAACUCUCAAUAGGCAAUAACGAGCGCUGGUAAACUCGACCCUGUCCGAGAUUUCUGUAAAACCAUGAGUGAGAGACAAAAAUCUGGAGCAGCGGGUGGCAACAGCAAAACAGCUGUACAAGACGCCUCCAAGAAGGACGUUCCGGAAGAUUUCGACAUCGACAUGGAUGCCCCAGAGACUGAGAAGGCGGCGGUGGCCAUCCAGUCUCAGUUCAGAAAGUUCCAGAAGAAGAAGACUGAUGACAAGUCCUAGGGCCGAGGGGAGGGCCAGCCUGCUUCCCACGGGGGAGGGGGGGGCGUCUUUUGUUGCAUGUCAAUGAAAUCACACUGUACGGACUCAA
Molecule: messenger RNA, 417 nt
Organism: Conger conger (European conger)
Lineage: Eukaryota; Metazoa; Chordata; Actinopteri; Anguilliformes; Congridae
Gene: pcp4b
Product: Purkinje cell protein 4b
Exons: 3
Coding region: 141-329 (62 amino acids)
Cellular component (GO): cytoplasm
Molecular function (GO): calcium ion binding; calmodulin binding
Source: RefSeq, a predicted model, not a curated record